AUGAAUGAAGAAUCUCAGGUGCAUGAAAAGAAAGCUGAGAAGCAGCCCAGUGGAUUUCUAUUGCCAAAUAAGGAUGUGGAAUAUGUGAAUUCUGAAUAUGGGAAGAACGCUGUGAGACUGCUGUACAUUAGACGAGAGGGCACGACUCACUGCAUCAAAGAACUGGAAGUCUCUGUGCAUAUAAGGCUGAACACCGUCAAUGAAUUCUUGAAUUCUGACAACAGUCAAGUGAUCCCCACAGACACCAUAAAGAAUACAAUCCAAGCUUUGGCCAAAUGCCGAGGGAUCAGAACAAUAGAGGAGUUUGGCCUUGACAUCUGUGAACACUUCCUUACAUCGUUUUGCCAUGUGAUAUACUGCAAUGCCUUCAUCCAAGAAGUACCAUGGCAACGCCUAGAAAAGGAUGGUGUCCCCCACGUCCAUGCUUUUCUCUAUAGCUCAGAAGGGGUUCGGUUUUGUGAAGUGGAACGGACUCUGGAAGGUAGUCCGAUUGUUUUUUCUGGCAUUAAGGAUCUGAAGCUUAUGAAAACAACCCAGUCUGGAUUUCAAGGCUUCUUCAAGGAUAAAUACACCACACUUCCAGAAAGAAGAGAUCGAGUGCUGUCAAUAGAAACACUCAUCAAGUGGUGUUAUGGAGAAGGCGCAGACUGUCUUGACUACGACUGCAUAUGGAGAACUGCCCACGAGUGUGCCCUCGAUGCCUUUGCCGGGCCGCCUGAAACAGGCCACUACUCGCCAUCUUACCAGAAGACGGUCAACUGCAUCCAGACCUACAUCUUGGAUAGACUCCCCCAGAUUGAGGAAGUGGAAGUGAUCAUGUCCAACAUCCACUAUUCUGUGGCGGAUCUAGAAAAAUUGGGACUGUGCAACGACAAGGAGAUCUUGACACCUCAGGAUACACCCUUUGGAGCUUGUGCAUCUACGCUGCGCAGGAAGAAGGACUGCCCAGGGACAUACCAGCAACGCCCCGUCGCAUGUAAACCUCGUUACUCCGUUGGAUUUAAGUCCUGCAUUGGGAUGAACUAAGCAGCCGGCGGCUUCCUAGAUCAUCACAUUCGGCAAAAUUGAUCUCCUAUCAGCUUGCUUAAUUUACUCCACACUUUCCAUAGCUUUGUGUGUGUACACGCGAUCGACAUUUUCAAGGUGGCCUAAAGGAAAUUGAAUGCUGACACCACCAUGAUUUUCUUUUUUGCUUCUUUUGAAAAUCAAAUCAAAUCAAAACAAAAAUUUUCAAAGCAGCCCCCUAGAGUUCAAGGAAUUUUCAGGCCUCCCAUAUGAAUUAGACAAUCUGGGCUUAUUUCACAGGUGGAAAGGCUGCCGGUAGAUACUUCAAAGCAGUAACUAUUAAGAUAUUCUUUUUUUCUUUAUAUUAACAAGACAAGUGCAAGCUUACAUACCAGACCCCUUGACUUCCAAUGGUGCCACAUGACACUAAGUGGCACUAACAGAAGAUUUGGACCUCUUUCCCCCAACUUAGCAAAGUUUGCAUUUGCCAUAUAAAUUUAGCCCAUAAACGCGGCAAAUAAAGCAAAAACACUGCAUCCGACAUAUAUCGCUUUGUUUGGCCAUAGAAGUAUCAAUGUCAGCGUUGACUAAUUGAUGCAGUCAUGUAACAUGUUGUGUCCCCUACUGCUGUAUUUUGCUCCUCUGAUACACAAAGCCUGGGACAUGUGUGAGUAGGAAAAUAACUAUAUCUAUUUAUAUAAUCCUAAGACAUGCUUGAGCUACCUUUAUAGAGUUAUGUAGAUCUUUAAUAAUCCUCAGUCUUCGGGUUUCUUCUCCUAAUAGUGCUUUGAUUUCUGAGCAAGCAGAUUGCAUGCAUGGGGAAAGGAGUGGUCAAAGAACGCUUACCCUGAUCAGCGGCAGACUUUGGCAAUGUGGUACCCAAAGAGAGGACCAAAUUUGCUCCCCCCCCCCAUAUUUAUUAUUUCACAAUAAUUCCUUCUGGUUCAGUUUACCCAUGUAUUUGCCCUUAUAAGAAUUGGUUUUAAAACAUUUAUUAUUAUUAUUAUUAUUAUUAUUAUUAUUAUUAUUAUUAUUAUUAUUUUGUGCCCUCUUGGCUUGGCACCCUGUUGGGGGGGAUGGGACCGGAUGCACCAGCCUAAAUCUAGCGCUGCCUUGAUGUUACUACCUCAGCAGCCAUUGUUGUGGUCCUUCAAGGAGGCAAGUUUCUCCUGAUUUUGCUACGAGUCAAGCUUUAUGAAAAACUUGAUGGUUGCUUUGCAGCCCUGGACAUUUCCGAUGUGCGGGGAAAUUUGACAUAGUGGUGGAAAAAGUUUGAAAACAGCCUUGGCUCCCACCCGCAAAAAAGUAUAGUGGGACUCUACGCUUGUCCUGCCUUGGGAAUACUAUACCUAGAGAUGGAUUUCUUCACAUCACCUGGUGUUACUUACCUUUAUGUUAGCCAAAAGUUGACUAAGUAAUUUGGACUUCAGCAUUUUUUUAUUCUUUGUCCCAUCCUGUCUUCCAUGCAGAAAGCUGCUUGCUAACA
Molecule: messenger RNA, 2491 nt
Organism: Podarcis muralis (Common wall lizard)
Lineage: Eukaryota; Metazoa; Chordata; Lepidosauria; Squamata; Lacertidae
Source: RefSeq, a predicted model, not a curated record